GCGCGCGCAGGUUUCCGGCGCCGGCUGAGGUGACCACUCGUCUCCCCGGCGACCAUGUCGGGCUUCCUCGGCCGCUGCCUCCGGGACCUCGCAUGUCGCUGGACAGCAACAGCGGCGGGUCGGGUGACGUCCGUCCGUUCCUUGCCGGCCCGAGUCGCUUUCCAAACGAGUUUUCAGCAUUUACACUCAAGGUUGAAAAUCCAGUCAAAGAAAAUUCAUUCCUCCGCUUUGAGGCAAAAUGGAAUUAUCAACAGAGUGCUGGAUGACGCCAGCUAUGAAAAACUAGCAGAAGAAACAUUAGAUGCGUUAGCUGAGUUCUUUGAAGAUCUUGCAGAUCGGCCUUUUGUUCCAAAAGAUUAUGACGUAACAUUUGGGAGCGGAGUGCUAACAGUAAACCUGGGCCGAGACUUGGGGACGUACGUGAUUAAUAAACAGACUCCAAACCGACAAAUCUGGUUAUCAUCUCCCACCAGUGGACCUAAGCGAUAUGAUUGGACUGGGAACAGUUGGAUAUAUUCUCAUGACGGAAUCCUUUUGCACGAACUGCUUACAAAGGAAUUUUCUACAAUGUUGAAGACUGAAAUAGAUUUAACGCCAUUAGUAAGGCCAAGAAAUGAAAAGUGAAUGAGAAGGUGCAGUAUUACACCUUGCCAAAUUUAAGCACCAUUUCCAGAUUUUUUNAAGAAAAAGCUAUAAUGGUUGUGGUGUUUACUUUGCUUGUUAUGGCAACUCAUAUGCUGUAAAGAUUCUGUUUAAUGGGGAAGAAAAAUGUUCUACUGGAGCAUCUAACCUUUUCAAUAGGUGUCUUCCAUAUCACAAAACUACGUCUCCAACCAUUCUUACAACAAAGUGCAGUUAAUGUUUCCAAAUGUUUUGCUUUGGUUAUUGGUUUGCACUUCAGAGUUAGAAAGUUUUCUCGUUUUUUACCUGGAUUAGUUCUAUCAUCUGUUAACUGCAUGCUAAAUCCUUUCAGGUUUUUUUUAAAAACUUAACACAAUCAUAUGUUUGUGACCCACCAAACAAAACCAGAAUUGACUACCUGCUUUCAUAUAAAGAUGCUUUAUUACAUAAGUUUGUGAAGUUGAAAUCAGAUUUCAGUCCCUCUCAGUUUUUUAACUUGAAACUCCUAUUUUUCUGUGGUCAAUUCUGUGGUCUGCUGUUUUCCAAACUAGUGAAGGGAUGAAUCCAGCUACAGUCUCCACACUGUAAUUUGUUGCAAUGGUUCUCACUAUGCAGAAUGACUGGUUAACAAUCUAAUAAAUGUUCCUGCCGAGGCCCAUGCUCUGUUGUGCGUUGGGAUUGAUCAUGCAAGUAUGUUGACCUUAAUCCCCACAGCUGCCACUGCUUGAAAGUUGGGACACUAUUAUGUCUUUUAAAUCCACCUAAUUAUUUUCUCCUCGUCAAAAAUUGUUCCUUGAAGUUUUUAACUGGAAGAAUUUAUACAGGAAAAUAAAACUGGAAAAAAUCAUCAGGUCCAUUUGGCUGGCUCCAAAUUAUGUUAAAUUGCUCAUGAAGAAACAGAAAAAAAGGUUUAAAAAGGUUCAGCUAAAGAAAGCUCUUCGGCCCAUUUUGGGCUCAACCUUGCUGAACACCAAUCCUUUGCAUCUUAAAGGGUGAAGGGCGUAAGCCUUUCUAGUUACUAGUUUGUGCUCACUGGCGAAUAUUACUAACCUGUACUGCAUUUUCCUGUGGUCAGGCAGCUCUGAUUUGGUCCAGCUAAUCCAAAGUGCUAUCAGAUUUGAAAUGACAGGUUGCAAUGAAGGAUGCACAUAACUGGCAUCACUGUGUUGGCCCAAGAAAGGAAACUCUCAAAUGGCAGUCUCUUGCAAUCCUUGAAAAUAUUUCAGUAAUGACAAAAUUAGGUUAGAACUAUGUUAAUUUCUGAUAGCGUUGGGUGUUAGAAAACCUUUAAACAAAAUUUCUUUGGACAUUUCUUCCCCUUUAACUACUUUUAUUUCCUUUUUCUUGCUUUCUGAAAUACACUGUUCUGCUGUAAAGUUCUUCUUACAGCCCUGGUAAGCACUGACUGCACUUCCGCGAGAAAUGUACUGAAACUGGCCCUGCCACUGAAAUGUUCCAGCAUCUGUUUGAGAUGCAAGCAACCUACUUCCUUUGAUAGCUUUAUAAUGUACCCAGGUAAAUGUGCUUGAGCUUCCCUGCAGAGAUAAUUCAUAGAAAAUGGCAAAUAUUAGUUGGUAACGUGCUCUUCUUCCCCUUAAGGUUUCUUCAUGAGAGGGAAUCUUUACAUUCAAGAAGGUGCCCAGAAUAGUGUGUUAUUUAGCAUUCAGAUCCUUGCCUUAAUGAGCACAGAAAUGCACUAUUUUUAAAGAAUAUGUAUAUUAUCAAGAAUAGUGAUGUAAACCUGUACAACGAAUGUCAACAGGCUACUGAACCAUGGACACCACAACCAAGCCGAGUACUGUCUGCACUGCACGAUUACACUUGCACUUGCUGGCAGAGGUAACUCAAUAGCUAUCAGAAUUGUUAACCCUUGCUGAAUUUUAAUUUGGGGGUGCAGUUGCAAAUUGAAAAUAAAUCUAUUUU
Molecule: messenger RNA, 2544 nt
Organism: Callorhinchus milii (elephant shark)
Lineage: Eukaryota; Metazoa; Chordata; Chondrichthyes; Chimaeriformes; Callorhinchidae
Gene: fxn
Product: frataxin
Exons: 5
Coding region: 55-624 (189 amino acids)
Biological process (GO): intracellular iron ion homeostasis; iron incorporation into metallo-sulfur cluster
Cellular component (GO): mitochondrion
Molecular function (GO): ferroxidase activity; ferrous iron binding; ferric iron binding
Source: RefSeq, a predicted model, not a curated record